GCCGCCGCCGCCGCCGCCGCGGCCAACCCCGCGGCUCAGCGGGUGCGGGCCGGGGGCUCGGCUCGGCGCUGGGCGGCCGCUGGUUCCCGCGCUGUCCGCUGCCCCCGCUAACCCCGCUGCCCGCGCUGUCUCCGCUGCCGGAGCCCCAGACCUGGGCGCCGCCGCCGCCGCGGGCCGGGCACGCGAAGAAGCCCCUCCCCCCCACCGCGGAGCUGCGGGGACACAUCUCACUUUCAUCAGCACUGUUGAAAGAAGAAGAAAAAAUGCCAGUCCUUUCUCCUGAAAUCAAAUUUGAGCCUUCUAAUGUCACCAGAAAUUCCCUUGACAGUUGUUUUCUUUUUGAGAGUAGUUGGAGGAAAGCAGUUUUAGAAACACAAAAGAUGAGGAAAGAAUACACCACAGCAUUUGGUCUAGAAGAACCCAAAGAAUGUAUCAAAAUGCCAUAUUUACCAGGAUUGCAAAAUUGCCAAAAAAGUGUAAGUUCCACUCCACUAGAGGUUCAUAAAAGACUCCUGCGUGCUGAUACCGAGAUGCCUCCUGUCAGCCAUUCUACUGAGAACAUGUCAGGUUGUCUACAAGUAUUUUACUCUCCUCUGCAUAUUGUACAACGCCCUGUGAAAGAACAGUCUUGGCAAAGCAGGUUAAAGAAGACGAAGCCAACAUGUACUGUGGCACCACUUCAGGAGAAAUCAAAAGGACUCUUAAGACAUUCUAAUUCUCCUUCCAUCAAUUUUGGUUCUGGCUUCAGCGAUCCUCUUGCUGGAGCACCAUCUGAGUACUUACAGAGACUUUCUAAACUGGCCAUUUUGGAGUAUGAUACCAUUCGUCAAGAAACAACCAGAAAAUUUAAAAAGAGCAAGAAACGAGAGCUUCAAGAUUGCUGAUUAUCAUAAGGUGUGAUGCUUUCUUCACUGGCUUGUAAGGUUUAUAUUUUUCCUUUCUUUUCCUUUUUUCUUUUCUUUUUUGAUACGUGAUAUGAUGUGCAAUGAUUUACAUAAAAAUGUAAAU
Molecule: messenger RNA, 1008 nt
Organism: Hippopotamus amphibius kiboko
Lineage: Eukaryota; Metazoa; Chordata; Mammalia; Artiodactyla; Hippopotamidae
Gene: C5H8orf89
Product: chromosome 5 C8orf89 homolog
Exons: 7
Coding region: 264-884 (206 amino acids)
Source: RefSeq, a predicted model, not a curated record